Branchiostoma floridae (Florida lancelet) is the source of this 3385-nucleotide messenger RNA. RefSeq lists its product as uncharacterized. The coding region runs from base 139 to 1863 and encodes 574 amino acids. The transcript is spliced from 11 exons. NCBI's taxonomy places the organism in Eukaryota, Metazoa, Chordata, Leptocardii, Amphioxiformes, Branchiostomatidae. The record is from RefSeq and is a predicted model, not a curated record.
AACGCUCUUUGUUUUAGAGCAAGUUUUGAACACGUUCCGCCACCUGACGCUCAAGAAAUACCUACAGAAGGCGUCACACCAGAACCCUGCAUCCUUCCUUCCAAUGCAGUGACUCAUCUUUCAUAAAUAGUAGCGAAAAUGCGGAGAUUUUCGACCCAGGGACUGAUAUUUUUCUGUGAACUCGUUUUAGUCUUGCAACUGCAAGCUUUUGCAACGACGCUAAACUUUGAGGUGAAUUCUGGAGAUGCAGAAAAGGGCAGAACUCAGCUUGCGGAAAUCAGAAAGAGGAGCGAGGACCCAAGAUACGGGAGAUGUUGGACCACGGCACUUGCAAGAGUCGAAAGCGGCUGCAAAAGUCUCACAGAUGACCAACAGAGCAGGAUGGCCAUAGCCUUUGCGAACUGCCAUCUUGCGAAGUCGGGAAAGAGAGAUUACGAAUGUAAACCUGGGCAAACCAUACAAGAAUGUACCCAAGAUAUGGACGACUUGGCUUUCUCGACUUACACGGAAUUUUUCACGCAUACGCAAAAUAUCUGCUUCUUUUUGCAAAACCAGGUGUGGCAGGAGAACACAGAGAGAACCGUCUCAAUGUUAGCUGACAAUUCAGACAAAGUGGCUCACAAACUGGAGGUGACAGCAGAGAUGCAGGAGAUGGUCAUUGCUCGACAGAACGCCUCCCUUAAGAAGCAAGAAGACAUCUUGAGACACGAGGAAGCCUUGAGGAAGACCCUGAAGAGUUCCACGGAGAACGUCCAAGCUGCCUUCGAUCAGAUGAAGCAGUCAGCUAGGGAGCAAAGGGCUCUGUUUGGGGAGGUAUUUGGUAGGAUUGAAGACCUCCAGGCCAUGGUUCUAGGAGAGUUUACAGGGUUCUACACUCUAGUCUUCAUCACCCUGUCUGCCAUCAUCAUCUACAUGCUCACCUCCACACCGCGGACCAGCAGUGCUCGCUUCUGGAUGUUCCUCGUUUUACUACUGAACGCUGGGAUGGAGAGACUCAUCGCUAACCGAACAGUACUGGACAGCGAGGGGCAGAAUGCUACUGAGCUUGUGUACGAGCGUCUCUGGUUCUGCCGGAAGUUUUUCUGCAUGGUUGCCAUGACUGUACUGGCUGUGUGUAGUUAUAGGUACAAAGACUACAACAAGAUCAACAAUGACCUUCUCCUGAAGAUAGAACAGCAGAACCAACAGCUCCAAAACGCCCUGUGCAAAAUACAGAAGAGUCCCCUGGGUAUGUUUGCGGGAGGUGGAGAUGGUAAGGAUACAGUGGAUGCAGGGGCGAUAGACUUUGAUAUAUCAGAUGCAGAUGAUGACACCUUCCAUGGAUCUGAUGACAGUGACUCUGAUGAUGGUGAGUCCAGGGCUACGAGCAACAGUCGUAGGACAAGUAGAGCAGGCACUCCAGUUGUGAACAUUGCCACAGGGCUGUUUACACCCAUCCACGCUGACGAAGCUGAUGUGGCCACAGUGAAGGCAGAGGACUUCCAAACCCCCGACAGACCCCCAAGCAGAAACAGUGAAGACAGUGCAAUUGGGUCCGGUCCGGAGCCUGAGCCCGGUCCCUCCUCCCCCAGUGUCAGGCGCAGGAUAGGCCGACCCAAGGGCAGCAGGAACUACAGGGAGAGUACACCCAGCAUUGAUGACAGGGUGGUCAGCCCAGGCGGUCGGUACAACCUUCGCACCAGGAGGACCCCCCAGCCCAACCCCCUAACCACUGAGGAGUCCCCCCGCAGCUUUGCGCGGAAGGUGCACACGCUCGCCCGCAUCGCCAGACACAACAGCCACGUGCUGCGGAUGACUCGCGACGACGGCGACGAACCUGCGGGCGUGGCGCCAAAAUUCUUCUCAUCAGAUGAGGACGACUGAAGUGCAGCUAUCAGUAUCAACCGCAUGUUGUGUUGGAAGGGAUUUGUAUCAUAAGUUUUGGUGCGUUUUGGUGCAAUUUGAAAUUUUUGCCAUUUUUUUGCACAAGGUUGUGUUGCAUGGGAGAUUGAAUGUCUCUACUCUUUCUUGUCCUUCUGCAUUGAAUUGACAUCCCUAGUUUCAUGUUGUACCUAGUACGUUGGCAGUAGUGUUAACAACUUCAAGAAUUCCGUUAUGAAACUUCAAAUGUCCAAUCAUAAGGUGCCGUAAUAGUUGACUCGUACUUUUAUAGAUUUCAUAUUUCAAAAUAUAUAAGAAGUAAUACAAACAGAUGUGGGCCUCUGCUAUGAUAUUGUGCUGGUACAUUGCAUUAUUUAUUGUUUCCUUGCUUUUUAAAGAAUCUGGAGUUGAAGUUUGCAUCACUCCUGCCCAGUGCCUUGUACAUAUUAACUAAAAACAAACACAUUCUGUUUACCAUAAUUCCCAGUAGUGCCUGUGCAUGCUAUGUAGUCAGUUCACAUUGCUGUAUUUUGUGAGUCCUCUUAUUGGUCUUUCCAGAUAUGUUACUUUCAUCCUUCAUUCCUUACAAAUGUGCAAUCUAGAUUUAGCCUUCAAGUACUUAAAUGGGUCCAAUAUUGGUUUAAAAGAACCGUUACAUAGCUAAAAUUCAAGUACAAUGUAUAUGGGAUCAACAAACAACAUUUAUAAGAAGGAAAUGGACUUUUUUGAAAUAGAAAUUUCAGCUGUGUAAGUUUUGUACUGUAAGUGCUUUGAAGUAAAUGACCCUCUCCCACAUUACCAAAUUAUGAGUUAUACUUGAUACUAGUUAUGGCCUCCUAUGUAAAACUUCUCUUUAAUGUAAGUUUGGUGACUAAUUUUGAACAUGUUUCAUUUUUAAGAAGUGGGUUUUGAAACCCAUAACUUUAUCAUGAUUUAAGGUCACUGUGAUGAAAUAUUAUGUCUUUAUAUAGUCAAGAUCACUGCCAAGUAGAUUUGUACUAUGUGUUUUUAUAGUAGUUUGAUAUGUUUGUUGAAAGGGUGGAAUUUGUAAUUUAGUUUGUAUUUACGUUUUGUUUUGUAGUUGAGAACUGUACUUCUGACAUUGAGGUCAUGUUUCUUUUAGAUGUGGACAUUUUGUUUUCAUAUCUUUGGAGCAUUUUUAUACAUUGAGGUAUGCACUAUGAUUCUAUGUAUGAAAUAAAUUUUUCACAAUUUUACCAAACGUGCCUUAAUUAGAUCAGCUAUACUUUAUCAACCUUUUGUAGCUGUCUUUUUAAUGUUCAAUUUAUGGCAAUAAUUAUUUUUUUUCACAUUUUAUCUGACUCUAUAUUCAUUGUUGAGUAGGCAAAUUAGAAAAAAAUGCAUUUUAAGAUACUUAUGCAUCUGCUGCUAUAACAUACUGCAGUAUUCUUUAUACUUUGUGGUCAUGACAAACAUUAACUGGGUAUUGACUCUUGUAUUAAUAUAACAUUAAUGCUUGUUUUAUUAUUGUGAUGGUGGAAAUAAAAUAACAUUUUCCAUUUUG